Messenger RNA from Xiphias gladius (swordfish), 2314 nucleotides. RefSeq names its product 3-hydroxybutyrate dehydrogenase, type 1 (gene bdh1). The record is from RefSeq and is a predicted model, not a curated record. The coding region runs from base 12 to 1097 and encodes 361 amino acids. The transcript is spliced from 5 exons. Lineage: Eukaryota; Metazoa; Chordata; Actinopteri; Istiophoriformes; Xiphiidae. Gene Ontology annotation, molecular function: oxidoreductase activity.
AUUCCGUCAAGAUGGCCCCGGUCUCCGUGUUCCGAGUGGCACUUCUCGUGUCGUUUUCAGUUUUCCUGACAGUUGUGUUGGGUUUUGGACUGCCUGCUCUACUGAACGCAGCGAUGACGAUGUUGGGGUUACCGGAGACGAGUGUUACCGAGUGCAUAGUCUUGCUGUAUUUAGUUUUUGUGUUGUGUGUUGCGACACCCCGAAUUCCCCGAGGAUUGGUGGAGGUGAAGGGGAAAGCUGUGUUUAUCACAGGUUGCGACAGUGGAUUUGGCCAUGCACUUGCCAAACAUCUGCACAAGCUGGGCUUCACUGUCUUUGCUGGAUGUCUUCUGAAGGAUAAAGGUGGAGAGGGGGCAAAGGAGCUGGAGGAAUUUCAUUCAGAUCGCAUGAAGGUAGUCCAGCUGGAUGUCUGCAGUGAGGAGCAGGUGAACCAGGCUGCGCAAUAUAUCAAAGACAACCUAGAGGACUCUGAAAGAGGUCUGUGGGCUGUGGUGAACAACGCCAGUGUGUCAAUGUUUGGAGAAGUGGAGUUUACCUCCAUGGAUUCCUACAAACAGGUCUCAGAGGUCAACCUGUGGGGCACCAUCAGGAUCACCAAAGCUGUUCUACCAUUAAUCCGCAGGGCCAAAGGCCGUGUUGUCAACGUGGCCAGCAUGUAUGGGAGGAUUGGAAAUGUCUUGCGGUCCCCUUACUGUGUAUCUAAAUACGGUGUGGAAGCUUUUUCUGACUGCCUACGUUAUGAGAUGAAGGCUUGGGGAGUAAAAGUGUCCAUAAUCGAACCGGGGAACUUCAUUGCGGCCACCAGCAUCCUGACCCGUGACAGUGUGGCCAGCAUGGCUAACAAGCUGUGGAAUGAGGCACCCUCGAAUGUGAAGGAGGAUUAUGGGAAAGCCCACUUUGAGCGACACAUGGCUCUGAUGCGCUCUUAUUGCAGCUGCGGACACAAGGACGUGGCCCCUGUUAUGGAUGACAUCACCGACGCCAUCAUGUCCAGGCGUCCUUACACGCGAUACAACCCCAUGGAGCCACACUGGUGGAUCAGAAUGCAGCUGGUGACCCACUUGCCUGGCGCCAUAUCCGACUUACUUUAUUUCUAAAAGAGGUGUUCCUGUGUUAGCUCCCUCCCUUUCAUACUCAGAUCACAGAUAGCUGAAUAUUUUUCAACUAUAUAGUGCUACGCAGAUCUACAGACUUAUCCUGAAGAGGGCUUUCUGCUAUGUAUUCCUGAGCACUUGAAGGCAUUCACUGAUCAAGCCUUGAAACUUAAUGGUUUUUUAAACUGUAAGUAAAUUAUUGCACUUUGCUUUUUGUAUAUCUUACGAAAACCACAACUUUAUCUAUACAGAUAUAUUCCGUGAUAAGUAGUAACUACUUUGUGUUGGAUAUCAGCAGGGCUAUGACAUACUCGUACCUAUAAACACUGCAUCUUUAUUGCUUGCUGUGGUAUUAUCUUUACAAAAAAGUUCUUGUUUGUCCCUUCUAUAUAUAUUUCUAUAUAUAUUUUUUCCCAUGAUACCUUUUAUGCCUUAUUGGAAUCUUCUGGGGCCCUGCUUGCAUGAGGACCAAAGCUGGUAGAGCUCAAGAGAAGGCUCCUGCUGUUCUGUUGUGGCUGCUGCCGGAACAAACCAAGGUCUGCUACUGUAAGACUGUGGUGAGAUUUGGCUCGAUUCACCCCAAAGUUACAUAACAACAACACAAGCCCACUUUGUCUCACAUGCUCCAUUAGACCCUGCGUGCUACUUGGACAGUGGGGUUGAUUGAUGUGAUUAAUGGGCAUGCUUGAACAAAAAGCUUGUCCGUCCGCCCCCCCUCCUCCUUGGUGGAGAAGUAUUUUGUAUUUAGAAUGAUGUGAAUGAAUAGAGCAUUUUAUUUUGACAAUAUAACAAUCAAAGUAUCAUUUUUCAAGAAUGAUUUGAAAUAAAGUAACCAAAAUAUGAUUUGUGUUUUGUUGAAGGUCUCAUUUGAGAUUGGGCUGGGUGGCGCCAGCAAAUGUAAUGAUAUAAGUUGCCACCAGGUGGUGCACAAGCAUCAUAUAAACCUACUAUUGCUACUAUAUGCAUGAAUCAUCUGCUGUCUAUCAGAGAAUGUUAAAUACUAAGUAUAGAAGAAGAAAAAAUGAAAUUGGAAGUACCAACAUUUAACAAUUCCUUCUGAACGCAUUCAAACAUUGUGACAUAAAAAGAACAGACAUCAUUUUUAUGUUGUUUAUUACGUCUUUUGAACACUCUAAUAAACUCUUCUAAAUUAUUACACCUGAAGACAAUCUCCCCUCCAUAAGAACAGUAUUAAGAGCAUGACAUUAAAAUUUCACAGC